CACACCGAUCUCUGGUCCACUCCUGAGAAUGAAAAGCGACACGGCAGCACCCAGCGUCAGAGCUCUUGAUAUAGUGACAGUGGAAUAGAUCUAAGAUGACUGAAUAGCAGGACCACAGGACGGUCUACCCGAACCAACACCUGAGGCACCACAGAUUGGUAUGGUCAACACGUGCUCGCUGUGUUUUUCUGACUUUGAUAUCUGAGGAAAUACUUCACUCAUAUCAACUUGGCUCUUCAAGCAGACCGACAGCCUUGCAUCAUGGGGGUUGCGGUCUAUAAUAUCUCUGCCACCUCAGCCAGAGUGAGCUGGCCGUCGUCCCCCAGCUGCCUGGACACCUUCUACAGCGUCAUGUACGACCCAAACUGGAACAGCCUGCUCAUGGGCUACAAGCGCAAGAGCUUCAUGCACGAGGAACGCAUCCCUGUCAGUCAGACCAGCACGCACCUGGCAAACCUCCUCCCCCAGACCGCCUACUUCCUGUGUGUGACGUGUCAGGCGGCCAAUCCAGUGCGGGACCAGUGCCAGGUGUUCAGCACUCCGAGUGACAGCAGCGAAGGUCACGACAGGGCCGGUUGGGAGCUCGCCAUGGGCGUCUGGCUGACCUGCUGCAUCUUGCUCCUGGUCAUCGCUGGCGUCCUGUUAUGGGGAUGUCUCCACACCAUCUGCUCCCUCCCCAGUCAGGCCGCAGACAGCUGCCAUGUCAUGACCAACUCAUCCCGUCAAGAUAUGUCCGGAUCCGGACGCCUCUACGCUCCCAGACGCACCAGCGAGGACAGCGGCAAACGCGGCAGCAUCAUGCAACCCUCCCUUCUCUCGACGCAGAGUGCUGGCCACAUAAUUACCCAGGACCACGAGCUGAGGACAUUCGCUAAGCUGUCUGGCACCGAGCCAGCAUGAAUCAACUGGAUUGAGGUCAUCAUAGCAUUGUUUUGCUUGGCCUGAACUGCCCCUGAGGGGGUUUUUAUCCACAGAUAAAAAUCUACAGAGCCGGGG
Molecule: messenger RNA, 996 nt
Organism: Epinephelus lanceolatus (giant grouper)
Lineage: Eukaryota; Metazoa; Chordata; Actinopteri; Perciformes; Serranidae
Gene: fndc9
Product: fibronectin type III domain containing 9
Molecular function (GO): protein binding
Source: RefSeq, a predicted model, not a curated record